Diorhabda sublineata is the source of this 1426-nucleotide messenger RNA. Its product is annotated as major facilitator superfamily domain-containing protein 9-like. Bases 198 to 1403 code for a protein of 401 amino acids. The transcript has 5 exons. Gene Ontology annotation, molecular function: transmembrane transporter activity. Gene Ontology annotation, biological process: transmembrane transport. The record is from RefSeq and is a predicted model, not a curated record. Lineage: Eukaryota; Metazoa; Arthropoda; Insecta; Coleoptera; Chrysomelidae.
CGUUCAAAAGAGUAUUUCUGGCGCCGUGAACGAUCAGUGGAAUGUACCAUGAUUUUUAUUUUUUUUAUCAGAACAUAUGUAAAUGCGAAGGACGUUGAAUUAUCAUAAGUUAGUAGUAGAUAGAUAUGGGACAUUGAGAACGAUAUCAAAUACUUGUUUUAUCAAUUUUAGUGGAGUUUGACAGACACAUUUAUGUAAUGGGUGCAAUAAAAACUGUCAAUUUAAUAUAUGCAAUAUCAUUUUUGGAUUUGUUUGCUGUAGGAUUGACUUUUCCUUUGGUCGGCAAUUAUUUAAGAGAUAUAGGAGCUUCCCAUACCACUGUAGGUCUAAUUUCUUCAACGUAUUCAGCUAUUCAAGUUUUAUCUGGACCUUUUAUUGGCGGCUGGAGUGAUGUGCGAAAUAGAAAAUCAGUUUUAAAAUUUACAAUUGUGAUAUGUGCUCUAUGUUAUGCACUUUUAGGAAUUACUAGAUCAAUUAUUUUCAUAACAGCUGUAAGAUGCGUAUUAGGUUUAUUCAAACAUACUCAAAGUAUUUGCAAGGCUGUGAUAACAGAUUUAGUGCCUUUGAAAGAACAAAAUGAAUUUUUUGCAAGGUCUGCUGCUGUUGCAUCAUUCGGUUUUAUUAUAGGACCUUUUGUUGGGGGACACAUAUCAGAAUUUGAAAAUGGUUUCACUUAUGUCUGUCUCUUUACUGGAAUGUUAUUUAUCAUUAAUUAUGGUUGCGCUUGUUAUCUACCAGAUGACAGAAAAACGACCAAACACGGUGAGCUUAGUUGGAAGAUGGUAACAAAUGAAUUUAAAAAAUCAAUUAAAGAAAUAAAGGACAUCGAUUGGAAAGUACAUUGGGAUACUUUCUUAUUAAAAUUUUUAUUAGGAUUGACGAUAACAGUAUAUUUUUCAAAUCAAGCUAUAUAUUUAAAAGAAACAUUUCAUCUAUCUCAAAAACAUAUCGGAUACAUGAUUUCAUUUUUCAGUACUGUAGGAGUAAUAUCUGGGUUGUUUCUCAAAAAGAUCGAUAACUUUUUGAAUACAGAUAUAUAUUCAAAGAUGAGUUUAUGGUUCGGGGUAUUGGCUUUAUGUUUUAUAACGCUUUAUUUAUCACCUAAUAUUUUCAUAUUCAUGUUUUUCUUAAUACCACUUUCUGUCGCCGCUUCCGCAAUGAGAGUGACUAGUAUGGAACUGAUGUUCCAGAAAAUCGAAGCAUUGCACAGAGGAUCCUUUUCCGGUGCCUCGAAUAGUGUCAUGUCUAUUGCGAGGUUCAUGACACCACUUUUCACCGGUUUAACUAGUGAUAUUUUCAAUGAAAAAUCUGUGAUGUUGAUUGCCGUUGUUCCUGCUUGCCUAGGAGUAUUUGUUAGUAUAUUUACAAAAACGAAAUAUACAGCUAAUGUUAAAAAUAAAUAAAUGUUUUUGUUAGAGAGUUUAAA